GAAAGGAAACCACCCACCAUCAUCAAAGAUGAAAAAAAUUAUAUCUCACGGGCUAAACAGUACUUUCAGCAUUGCCACUGGAGCAGUAAAAAUUGUCUUGAAUGAAAAUAUAAUUUCAAUUCACUGGCAUUUGCUCUUGUUUUUGUGAAAUAUUAGGACACAAUCCUGUUUAAUGACAUGGGUAUGACACAGGUAUUACAAGGAGAGGGUGACUUAUGAGGACAUAACCCAUGUCCCCAUUUUUCAAAACGCUUAUAAAUCAUACAGAAUGAGUUUUUUUGAGAAAGUAAAAAUGCACAAUUUUUCAUGUGAGGGUUAGGGUUGGUGAAGGGUGAUAGAAUAUACAGUUUGUACAGUAUAAAAACCAUUACACCUAUGGGAUGUCCCCACUUUUCACAAAAACAAACGUUUGUGUGUGUGGCCGCAAUGAGUUGAUGAAAGUUUUUAUGGUAAUGUGAAACCCUUUACGCUUUACUGGAAACAAAUGUGAAAAUGUUUUGCAGAAUUAGGCUAAAAGAGCUUAGUGGUCGUCUUUCAUGCAGAACUAAUAGAUUAACCGUUAGACUCAAAGACCAUUUAGUCUUAUUUUAAUCUCAAAAAGGGAUUGUUGUUAUGACUUAGACUUGAAGUGUAACCCCAAUAAAAACGCUAAAUGCUUUUUUUUUUUUUUUUUGAAUGUCAGAUAUCCAUUUGAUUAGGUUGUACGUAGGUCAUACUAUGCAGACCUUCUAAAAUAUGCAUAUUCUUAACCAAGAAUGAUAAUAUGCACACCCCAACAACUGAGAAUUCAAUGCUGUGAUGAUAGAGAACAUGUCAAACAUCAGCAUUUUAUUGUCUAGUCGAAUCAAAUUGAAAAUGUUUUACUUGUUUUGUGAGUAAAUCCAGGGCCCUGUAUUUAGUUUUGUCCCCGUGCUAAUGUUCAUUUACAGGUUACAUGAUAACGUAGUAGUUUUCAAAACAAGGUGGUAUCAAACAUCUAACAGCAGCAUUUGACAUGACUAACUGUGAAAUUCAUUCAAAUAAAGUUACUUGAAGAAUUAUGGGCAAUUAAAUUGCAGCUAAAUUGUCUUUUUUGCCAUAAAUGGCUGACCACUCUUCCAGGUGUGUAUUCACAGUGUGUGUUCACUGCUGUGUGUGUGCACUCUGGAUGGGUUAUAUGCAGAGCACGAAUUCUGAGUAUGGGGCACCAUACUUUGCUGUAUGUCACAUCACACUCACGCACACACUUUUAAGAUGAAAGCUACUAUAUUUAAACUGUGUGAAAAUACACAGGAAACUGAGGGGGAAGGAAAAAGAGGAAGAGAGAGAGAGAGUGAGAGAGAGAGAGAGAGAGAGAGAGAUGGGCAUUGAAUUGUGCCAUUUGGAAGUUCUAAUAGUCCUUUUUUAAAAUGAAAAUGAUUAGCACAACAACUUUAUUCUCUCUGGGUCUCUUGAUCUUGACUGGUGAUACUGGGGAUAAAGAUGUAAUGAAGUCAGUGUCAGUGACUGAAGGAGAUUCUGUCUCUCUAAACUCUGAUGUUAAAGUACAGAGUGAUGAUCUGAUGAUUUGGAUUUUUGGACCUGAAAAUAUUCGAAUAGCUAAAAUUAAUAAGAAGGUCAUUAAUAUGUUUGACAGUAAUGUGAAAUUUGGAGACAGACUCCAGGUGGACAGUCAAACUGGAUCUCUGACCAUCAGAAACAUCAGAACUGAACACUCUGGACUUUAUAAACUAUCCAUCUUCAGCACCAGAGGAACUUCAUACAAGAAUUUCAAUGUUACAGUCUAUGCUCGUCUUCCUGUUCCUGUCAUCACCAGAGACUCUUCACAGUGUUCUUCAGGGUCAUCAGGUCAGAAUUGUUCACUGCUGUGUUCAGUGGUGAAUGUGAGUGCUGUGACUCUCUCCUGGUACAAAGGAAACAGUUUAUUGUCCAGCAUCAGUGUGUCUGAUCUCAGCAUCAGUCUCUCUCUUCCUCUGGAGGUGGAAUAUCAGGAGAACAACAUCUACAGCUGUGUGAUCAACAAUCCCAUCACAAACCAGACCACACAUCUGGACGUCACUCAGCUCUGUCAGCCAUGUGAAGAGUGGUUUCUUCUAAAUAAAGUUCUUGCUGCAUCUGUGUCUGCUGUAGCUCUGGUUGUAGCUCUCGUGAGUGUGAUGUACUUCCUCUACAGGAAAAGCAGAAGAGCGGCACAAAAAAGAAAUGGUAAUACAGUGGAAACAGUCCAGACAGAAGAUGAAGAGGUACAAUAUGCUGAAACUGGAUAUUUCAGACAAAAUGAUCAGAAAAAGAAAGCUAACGGGACAGAUGACACAGUAUACUCCAGGAUUGUCAUGCGACACUGAUCAAACUGUUGCAUUUAUGUUGUCUGUAUUCAUCUACUAACCAGGCAUUCGAUUAGAGGAGAGGAAGAUGAAGAACUCAAACCCCUGUGUUUUAUGAAAGUCUUAAAUCAUUCAGGAAGCAGAAGCAUGAACUUGGUUUGAGGACGUCCCCUGGUGGUAGAAAUAUGUCUAGGUUUUCUCUUGCACUGAGAUCUCAUGUCACAUAAUGCUAUACAUUAAUAUUAU
Messenger RNA from Carassius gibelio (silver crucian carp), 2549 nucleotides. RefSeq names its product SLAM family member 9. NCBI's taxonomy places the organism in Eukaryota, Metazoa, Chordata, Actinopteri, Cypriniformes, Cyprinidae. Bases 1389 to 2324 code for a protein of 311 amino acids. The record is from RefSeq and is a predicted model, not a curated record. The transcript has 6 exons.